UCAGGGCUUAUGGGUAAUUCCAGGACAGUAUGUGCACAGGCUUGAGUCCACAUCCACCCCUCUCGCAGAUGUCUGCGCCCUUGCAGCAGCAGCAGCAGCGUGCUCCGCUGCGUGCGUCCUUUCCGGGAGGAGCGCACCUCGUUUGGAUCAGUCUCCUCCGCGCGUAAUGCAGACCACGCUUGUGCUGCAGCGGAGCCCGGGACAGACGGUCACAUCGGGAAACGGCCGAGCAGCGGCUCACUUCGUGGAUUGUUGGGAAUUAUAUAAAGGAAGGGAAUUCUUAUUUUCCAAAACUGAUAUCAUCCCGUGGAGAUAUUUUCACUUUUUCUCCCCCCUCACGCGUAGUUUUCAAAGUGAACCCGCGUGAGUGAUGUCAUUGCUGAUCUCUGGAUGCCCCUGGAGGAGAUGGAUGGCCACAUUGCUUCACCUGGUUCUGGUCCUGCAGCCGGUGGUGUGGGAAACGGCAGCGGCCAUCCACCCAGACUGCGCCCUGGUGGUUCAGCACAUGAAGGCUCAGGAGGACUGUAUCCAGAUCCUCAAACAGGAGGAGAGAAACGACUCCACCAGGACAGGUUGUCCCACAGCGUGGGACGAGAUCCGUUGCUGGCCUCCUGCAGGUGUGGGACAGGUGGUCAGCGUCUCGUGUGCCACUGUGUUCCAGCUGUUCGCUAACAACCAAGGUUACAUCUACAGGAACUGCACCGAGGACGGGUGGUCCGACCUCUACCCCUCCUACGAGGAGGCCUGCGAGUUCUCAAAUUACGAAGAGCCAGAGCCAGAGACGACAUACUUCUCCAACUUCAAACAGGUGUACACGGCUGGCUAUGCUACAUCCCUCAUCUCUCUCAUAUCGGCUAUUUUUGUCUUCACUGUGUUCAGGAAGUUUCACUGCACCAGGAACUACAUCCACAUCAACUUGUUUUUCUCCUUCAUCCUGAGAGCGAGUGCUGUCUUCAUUAAAGAUGGUGUCCUUUUUUCUGAUGAAAACCUGGACCACUGCUUCAUGUCUACAACGUCAUGUAAAUCAGCCGUGGCCUUCUUCCAGUUCAGCAUCCUGGCCAACUACUUCUGGCUGCUGGUGGAGGGCAUGUACCUGCAGACGCUGCUCGCUCUCACCUUUGUCUUCCAGAAGAAAUACUUCUGGUGGUACAUACUCAUCGGCUGGGGUCUACCAACCACAAUCAUACUGGCGUGGAUCCUCACUAAAAACUUCUACGACGACAAUGGGUGCUGGGAUGACACAGAUGUGUCUUUCAUCUGGUGGAUCAUAAAAGCUCCAAUAACUGCCUCACUGCUUGUGAACUUCCUCAUCUUCAUCAAUGUGAUCCGCAUUCUGGUCCAGAAGCUGCGCUCACCCGGUGUCGGCGGCAACGACGCUAGUCACUUUAAACGGCUGGCCAAAUCCACUCUGCUCCUCAUCCCUCUGUUCGGGAUGCAUUACAUGGUGUUUGCCUUUCUGCCAGAAAACACGGGAGCAGAAGCUCGAAUAUUUAUAGAGCUUGGCCUUGGAUCCUUUCAGGGGUUCGUUGUGGCUCUGCUCUACUGUUUUCUAAACGGCGAGGUGCAGGCAGAGCUGAAGAAGAGGUUUUGGAAGUGGCAGACGCAGAGGUACCUGAGCUACAGCAAACGCCGGCGCACGUUGUUCACUGAAAGCAGCACAGUGACUCAGAUCUCCGUCCUGGACAAAUCCAGCCCCAAAGAUCAGCCGGCCUCCGAGACGCGCCCCCUCGCACACUGCCACGUGUCGGCCGUCUGAGGAGCAGUCGCUGCAUCGCGGCGCCUGCCUGCAUUUGGACUUUGUCUCUGAGCCGGUGAUGCGACCGCAGAGCCCGAUCGUUGAAUGUUACGGUACAUCGUUUCAGUUUAAAAGCUUUGGAGUCACUCCUCCUCCCCCGUAGCCAUAACUGCCUGUUUUCCCCCCUUUCAGAAAAAGCACCAAUAUCAAGUGCACAAAAAAUAUAAAAAAAUGUAAAAGUUUUCAUUGCACAUAUAACAACACGAAGAAACUUUCUCAUUUGCAGUUACUUACUUUCUCACAGCACCCAUGACUCCAUAAGUUUCAACAGUAAAGAGCAAUUUGUGGUAGAAAGUGUACAUCAAUAGUUUAAAGUUUAAACAAUACCAUGUUAUUGUUCCUCUAACUCAUUCAGUUUCUUGAGUAACAAUCCUUAUAAAAGGCAACUUGAAUGGAACGUGUCCAUAUUACCAUCAUUGUUUCCGUAAGCAACACGUUGCACAUCUGGAGCACUAGACUGUAAAAUCUAUUUAUUUGUUUGAUUAUUGUUCUCAUGUCUUUGAGUGAAUGUUUGUGUGAAGUGAUAGCUCCUCCAGAAAAAAACAAUCAUAGAAGACCGAUUAUAUGGGAUUCAACAAUGUGCUUUAAAAUAGAAAACUAUUAUUUUCUAUCACACGUGUCAGUUUAUGUUAAUCUUAAAUAUUGUAAAAUGUGAAGAAUAUUUGACUGUGUAUUCCUUUAUUUGUUAGCAUAGGUUUAGUAAUGCAGGGUCUGAAUUCCGAUGCUAAUGUUAAUCGAGAACUUCUUCCCUCUGAGAAACCCUGUUAGGAGACUGGAGACUCCUCUCCAGUUACGGCUUGGGAUGUCGUUCUUUCCUUCUAUUUAAUUGUGACCUUCUGUGUUUUGACUUCGGAGACAUUUUACAUGUGGACAUGUAGUUACGGUGUUAUUCAAAGAAGGAAAUGCUGUGUUACUUGCCACAAACCGCUACAGUGCCUUUGUCAUGCGUAGGACUCACUGCUUCAACAUCUGGCUAGAAAAGUCAUAUAUUUAAGAUUGUGAUACUGCACCAUGUACUUGAAUCUUUGCUGCGCAGCAUAACAGAUGUGCUUCGGUGUUGUGUCACAUUCAAAAGUGAUGACAAUUGAAACCAUCUUGGAAAAACAAAUUGCUUUCAUUAAAUUUGUAAUUGUGCAGCGAGGAAGUGGAGGAUGUUGAGCAUGUUUUCAUAUGAUGUUUCUUACAGAAAGCUUUCCAUGUCAUGUCUGGGAUUUGCUUUUUAGAUUACACCCAUUUUUGGCCUUAUUUCUAUUUUCUUACUCAAGAAAAGAUGUGUAAGUUUCUAUUGCAGGUCGCAGUUUACUACAUGAAGGAACCUUUCUGUUUUCAGUUUGUCCGAUGUGAGAUCUCAGGAAUGGCUGGAAAGACGGAAUUUCUUCAAAUUGGUUCCAAGAGGGUUGAAAUGGAUUCUGGUGGUUCAAAGGUUACUGUUAGUUACUACAGGAUCUAACGAUGAAGUGAUGACCUUCUAAAACGUAAACUGACAGCACGACGUGACAAUUUGUCGUUCGUUUUUUCACUAUUCCACGAAAAGACCAAAACCAUUAAUAUGUCCAUCUGUCGAUGCUCUCUAGCCUCCCCUGUCUGCGGCUGUCAGACUUUAACAUUUUUUUAACAACUGCUGUUAAAUUUCUCAAAACUCACUGAAACAAACGAGAUUUGUUUCAGUGAGUUUUCUCUGCAGUGGAUUAAUAUACAUGUUUUUGUCUAAAAACUCUUCAAAACACAUUAGUGGUUAGCACUGUUGCCUUGGGUGAUUAAUUCACUGCUGCCAAUAGUCCCCAAUAAAUAGACUUUACUGUUGCGUUGACAUUUAAAGGGACAUGCUGUUCAAGGAAAUUAUUAAGAAAGAGAAUGAAACAAAAUUAUUUAUUUGUGUGUUUUUUUUUUACAGAUAACCCAAUCAGGUUUGUCACGGUUUGGGUUUGUUUCCUGUUUUAUUUUGUAGUUUCCUGCCUCUUGUGUCACUGGGUUAGAGUCACUUCCUGCCUUGUCCUGUCAUCCCCUGUGAUUGUCUGCCGUGUCCCUGAGUGUUUUCACCUGUGUCCAAUCACCUGCACCCCCCCCCCCCCCCCCGCCCCCUGUGCAUUAAGGAACGUGUGUCUCUAGUCGCGUCAUUGAAUGUCUUUCCUGAGAGUCUGUUUGUGAGUUCCUGGUCCUUCUCUGUGUUUGGCACCCAGGCAUUUUGAUUUUGAUUUAUUAAAAGUACUUUUUCUCUUCA
Messenger RNA from Pungitius pungitius (ninespine stickleback), 4016 nucleotides. RefSeq names its product growth hormone releasing hormone receptor b (gene ghrhrb). Gene Ontology annotation, molecular function: G protein-coupled peptide receptor activity; vasoactive intestinal polypeptide receptor activity; peptide hormone binding. The transcript has 13 exons. Gene Ontology annotation, biological process: adenylate cyclase-modulating G protein-coupled receptor signaling pathway; cell surface receptor signaling pathway. The record is from RefSeq and is a predicted model, not a curated record. Bases 371 to 1756 code for a protein of 461 amino acids. Lineage: Eukaryota; Metazoa; Chordata; Actinopteri; Perciformes; Gasterosteidae. Gene Ontology annotation, cellular component: plasma membrane.